Messenger RNA from Caenorhabditis remanei, 246 nucleotides. RefSeq lists its product as uncharacterized. Bases 1 to 246 code for a protein of 81 amino acids. NCBI's taxonomy places the organism in Eukaryota, Metazoa, Nematoda, Chromadorea, Rhabditida, Rhabditidae. The record is from RefSeq and is a predicted model, not a curated record. The transcript is spliced from 2 exons.
AUGAACACACUCCUUAUUUUCACAUCACUAUCCGCACUUUUCCUCUCUGCUUCUGCUCAGCAAUGGUCUGCACAGCAAUUAGCAGCAUACCGUCAGCAACAAUAUUUCAACUGGCAAAGCAUUUCCUAUAGGAAUACUUUUGUCGAAGUCAGAUCAAAACUCGUCCUCAGAAGUAAUCGAGUCGCACAGCCAGAAGCCAACAACAAUACCAACCACCUGAAACAUGCAAAGCGUUUGAAACAUUAA